Messenger RNA from Saccharomyces kudriavzevii IFO 1802, 534 nucleotides. It is a transcript of the gene IMP2, whose product is annotated as endopeptidase catalytic subunit. Gene Ontology annotation, cellular component: mitochondrial inner membrane peptidase complex; membrane. The record is from RefSeq and is a predicted model, not a curated record. Gene Ontology annotation, biological process: mitochondrial respiratory chain complex assembly. Gene Ontology annotation, molecular function: serine-type endopeptidase activity. NCBI's taxonomy places the organism in Eukaryota, Fungi, Ascomycota, Saccharomycetes, Saccharomycetales, Saccharomycetaceae. The transcript has a single exon. The coding region runs from base 1 to 534 and encodes 177 amino acids.
AUGUUUCAGACAGUAUCGUCAAAAAGGGUUCUACGAAGUACACUAAUAGCCUUGUCAUGGGUCCCAGUAUUGUUGACAGUCAAUAAUAAUGUGGUGCAUAUCGCACAAGUUAAAGGUACUUCGAUGCAGCCUACGCUAAACCCGCAAACAGAGACACUGGAGAAGGACUGGGUGCUACUAUGGAAGCUCGGCGUCAAGCACCCAAUCAAUUUAUCAAGAGACGAUGUUAUCCUUUUCAAAGCUCCGACCAACCCUGGGAAGACUUACUGUAAAAGAGUUAAAGGCUUACCUUUUGAUACCAUUGAAACGAAGUUCCCGUACCCCAAGCCUCAAGUGAACCUUCCCAGAGGGCAUAUAUGGGUCGAAGGGGACAAUUUUUUUCAUUCUAUUGAUAGCAAUACAUUUGGCCCCAUUUCUAGUGGGUUGGUUAUAGGAAAAGCAGUAUCGAUUGUUUGGCCACCUUCCAGGUGGGGCUCAGAUCUCAAGCUGAGCACUGGUAGAGAUUGCAUAAACAAAAGAUCUGUUGCGGAAUAA